This is a messenger RNA of Tetrahymena thermophila SB210, 285 nucleotides long. RefSeq lists its product as hypothetical. NCBI's taxonomy places the organism in Eukaryota, Ciliophora, Oligohymenophorea, Hymenostomatida, Tetrahymenidae. The transcript has 2 exons. The record is from RefSeq and is a predicted model, not a curated record.
AUGCAUUUAGAAAUUCUAAAAAUUGAUUACAAAAUUAAUUUUUUAAUUAAAACUUUGGAAAUUAAGAUAGUCAUUCUAUAAUUGCUGGUACUUAAAUAGAGCGGGCUAAUAUCUUAACUUAAUCAAAUUACUGUAAGCAGAACUCCAUCAUGUUGUUUUAAAAAUCCCUAAAAAACUAUAUGGAAUAGAAAAUAGAAUUCAUUAUCACCUUUAGGGUAAAUAGUUGGAAAUAGAAAUUUUUUAUCUUAAAUUUUCUUCUUUAUACUAUUUUUGGCAAAACUUUGA